AUGAGCCAACGGGUGGGCAUAUCCUCAACCACGAUAGCAUCGCGUGCCACAGCAGGGAACCCAUCUCAAGCAGACGCCCAACGCGAACAGAUGAGCGGUGAUGCCGAGAUCCGUACACAGGUCCCUCCCUCUGCGCUGUCGUACUAUGCCCUGUUUCCUCAGACGCUUUCGACCGGGCCGCCACCAUCAGGUCCUUUCCACAUCGAUGUUCGAGCGUUGCGUCGCGAAUUCCUGCAGCUCCAAGCGGCUUCACACCCCGACUUCCACCAUCACGCCGCCUCGUCGGGCGGAGAUGGCGAUCCAAGUGGUAGACACUCAGAGAGCCGGCGCAAGGCCGAGGCCGUAUCGGCACACAUCAACGCGGCGUAUAAGACACUGUCAAACCCGCUCCUCCGAGCGCAAUAUCUCCUGCACGAGCGCUUCGGAGUCGACCUGGCCGGCGACGAAGCUUCCGAGAUGGCGAUACCCGAUCAGGAUUUGCUGAUGACGGUGCUUGAGGCGCGAGAGACAAUUGAGAACGCAGAGUCGGAGGAGGAUCUCGAGGAGGUACAACAGGAGAAUGACGAGCGGAUAAAGGAAAGCGAGGAAUUAUUGGGCGAGGCAUUCGCGAAGGAUGAUGUUGAGAUGGCGAAAUCGGAGGCCAUUCGGCUGCGAUAUUGGGUCAAUAUCAAGGAGAGCAUAGAUAAUUGGGAGAGAGGCAAGCCUAUCGUACUGCAGCACUGA
This is a messenger RNA of Phaeoacremonium minimum UCRPA7, 723 nucleotides long. RefSeq names its product putative fe-s protein assembly co-chaperone protein. Gene Ontology annotation, molecular function: protein-folding chaperone binding; ATPase activator activity. The transcript has a single exon. Bases 1 to 723 code for a protein of 240 amino acids. NCBI's taxonomy places the organism in Eukaryota, Fungi, Ascomycota, Sordariomycetes, Togniniales, Togniniaceae. Gene Ontology annotation, cellular component: mitochondrion. The record is from RefSeq and is a predicted model, not a curated record. Gene Ontology annotation, biological process: protein complex oligomerization; [2Fe-2S] cluster assembly.